CUCUCUCCAUUUACUGCUCCUCCCAGCAGCAUCUACACUCGCAGCUGAAAGGAACCGAAACAACAGCGACUCAUAAUCCAUGCCAUUUAGGACGUAUGCAGAAAACACCCACUUCCUCUGCUACUCCUCUGCACUGGAAAAAGCUGGGACCAUGGUUGUCGUGUGAAAACGGACCGGUGUGACUCGGAUUGGAAGCACGAACAGAGCCAAAAAAACAGCCUGUUUCAGGUGUCAGCUGGUGAAGCGUGUGUGAGUGUGUGGGUGUGUGAGAGCGUGUGUGUGUGUGAGUGAGUGUGUGUGCGUGUGUGUGCGUGUGUGUGUGUUUGUGUGUGUGUGCGCGUAUGUGGUUGUGUGUGCGUGCAGGCACGUGUGUUUUCCCAGCCCUGGUCAGUAUUUGAAGCAGAGUGUGGCCUGAACACAUCAGAGGGACAAUGAGCGAGCUGGAGCAGUUGCGGCAGGAAGCCGAGCAGCUACGCAAUCAGAUCCGGGAUGCCAGAAAAGCCUGCAGUGACUCCACUCUGUCACAGAUCACAGCUGGUCUGGACUCAGUGGGCCGGAUACAGAUGCGGACGCGGCGCACUCUCAGGGGCCACCUGGCCAAGAUCUAUGCAAUGCACUGGGGCAGCGACUCCAGGUUACUUGUUAGUGCCUCGCAAGAUGGAAAGCUAAUCAUCUGGGACAGCUACACAACAAAUAAGAUGCAUGCCAUCCCGCUGCGCUCUUCCUGGGUGAUGACGUGCGCUUACGCCCCCUCUGGGAACUAUGUGGCCUGCGGAGGCCUGGACAACAUCUGCUCCAUAUACAGCCUGAAGACCCGCGAGGGCAACGUGCGCGUCACCAGAGAGCUGCCCGGACACACGGGUUAUUUGUCCUGCUGUCGUUUCCUGGAUGACAACCAGAUACUGACCAGCUCCGGAGACACCACCUGUGCAUUGUGGGACAUAGAGACAGGUCAGCAGGCCACCAGCUUCUCUGGCCACACAGGGGAUGUGAUGAGUUUGUCUCUAAGCCCGGACUACAAAACCUUUGUGUCGGGAGCUUGUGACGCCACCUCCAAGCUGUGGGACAUCCGCGAUGGCAUGUGCAGGCAAUCCUUCACCGGCCAUGUGUCUGACAUCAACGCUGUCACCUUUUUCCCCAACGGGAAUGCCUUUGGCACAGGCUCAGAUGACGCCACCUGCAGGUUGUUUGACCUGCGUGCUGACCAGGAGCUGAUGGUGUACAGCCACGAUAACAUCAUCUGCGGCAUCACCUCCGUGGCUUUCUCCAAGAGUGGCCGACUGCUCCUGGCCGGCUAUGAUGACUUCAACUGCAACGUCUGGGACACUCUGAAAGGCGAGCGUGCAGGUGUGCUAGCAGGCCACGACAACAGAGUGAGCUGCUUAGGGGUGACAGAAGACGGCAUGGCUGUGGCCACUGGCUCCUGGGACAGUUUCCUCCGGAUCUGGAACUAAACAAACCUUGUCCCUGCUGUACUCAAUCACUGCCCACCAACUUCCACCUCCCUGAAACCCCACCUUACAUAUCCCAACUCAUCUGCUGGAACCUGCGGGGUGCACACUGUGUCAGCCAAAACCUUCUUUAAGUCGUCCCCGGUUCUCCUGUCUGCUGGCGACCUGCCCACCUGUGAGAACGUACCCACUCUUUCUACCUUUUGACGUUUUUUCACCCAGCUAUUACACAAAAAUAAGAACCUUUCAGUGUAGUUGUCUAAUCAAAAAUUUAAACAGAAAAGAGCUUUGAAAAACUGAAGGAAAAAAUAGAAAUUUUGGCCUUAAAUCAAUUCUGUAGACAGUGAUAAAGACCGUCUGUCACCACAACUAACAACACGCAAGAUGAGCGUCAAUGUUUAAUAUGUAAAUGUAUAUAUAUUGACAGUAUAUAUGUAUAGCAUUAUGUGUGUAUAUAUGCAUCAUAUAUGCAUAUAUAAUGUGUAUGUAUAUAUUUUUGUAGUUAAUUUCCCACCCUUGCGUUUUUGUUUUUUUUAAUGAUUUUUGGGGGGUUUCAAAUGUACAUAUUCACAUUACAACACGACAUGAUGCCAGAAACACUUAUUUUGUCUUGUGUGAGUACCAGAUUAAACGUCAGACAAUUUAGAUACAGCAGUUCAUCAUAAUUUUAGAUCAAAAUUCAUAUUUUAAUGACUAAAAUUUCUGGUACUUGCUGGUUUAGUCGAGCCAAAAGAGGAGCAAGUAAACAAGACAGUUUGCAGAAUUUGACCUAACGAAACUCAUAUUCCCCAUUUGUAUGCGUGUGUAUUACGGUUACAGGCAGUGGGCAUAACUACAAACAUUCAGGUGAAUGAUAGCUGUGAUGUUGUCUUUUUCUUUUAAGAACACAACCCCUGGCAUUCCUUGCGCAGUGUUUUAAAGUUUUUAGUCUGGAUUCAGCUUCAGCUCCAAAGUGAACCAGUGAAUUUUAGGAUACUUUCAAAAAAGCAAACGUGUUUUACUUGAGGCUCUGCCUUUGCCUCUACCUGCAUGGAUUGUGAUUUCAAAUCAUCGGAUGCUGAACAUCUGAGUGUCACAUCCAUUUAAUGCAAAUCAACAGCUGUGUGGCGCGAUCAAUAACCCAAUAAUGGUCCUAAACAGAGGUUUGCAUCAUCAUUUCCCUGUCUCCUGUGGACUAUAGAAUUUACUCUUUUCCUUAAAGUCAAAACGAGCAUCUCCAGUUGCCCGAAAAAUGAUGGAGAGAAGGGCAUCACAUCCCUGGGCAGAAGCCGUUCUCUACCUUGUAAUGCCUGCAUGGACAAAUGGUAGAGCGACCAGUCGUUAUGUGAGGAUAUAAAAGGACCAUAAAGGAGAGCAGCGACUCUGUCAGCGACCUCCGAGGACUAGACAUGAAGAGAAAGAGAGAGAAAUAUGUCUGUCAGAGCUCGCCAUGUCAUUUUUUCCUUUUUUUUUCUUUUUCUAAAUAAAGGAUCAACAAGUCCUUUUUGUCGUCUGCAAGGUGCGAACUGAGCGACUGCAUGGAACUGAAAAUCAUGUUAGUCACUCAAAAAUCACACCAGUGCCACAACAAGCCUGUAAAAAAAACAAAAAAGAGAAAUGAUUUUUUUUUUUUUUAAGGGUUUAACACUUUCAACGAUUUUCUUUUCCUCACCAAAAACAUGUUAUGAACUGUUAAAUAUUGCUAGUGAAGAAAGUACACUUGGUAGACAGAAAUGUACACUUAGUAGAGAGCUAGAAACGCACUCACAAGCUGUAGUACAAAUGUAAACCAUCGAGCACUUGUGACUUAUUUACCCAUAGAAGAAGUGCUGUCUCUGAUUUUGAGUAUUUUCUCAUCACCCAUCUUACAUGAUUUUGGUUCCUCUAAGACUUAAUUUAAAAAAAAAAAAAAAGAAAAGAAAAAAAAAGAAUUGAUACACAUUGUGUACGUGAGUUGGACCUAUCCAUCAGCUGUCUCAGGUGCCUGUCUCUGAAUAUAAACAUUUGACCCGCACAGGCUGGAUAAAGGAGGGUUUGUGCUCCUGUGAGAUGUGGCACUUCUGUCUCUCCAUUCUUGCCUUACGAUGCCAUUCAUGAUAGAAGAGGUAAUGCUAGCAUCAACUACAGUAAUGUUUUCCUCUUUUUACACACUGAUCAAUAAGAAAGAUUGCUGAUUAUUUUUCUUUUCCUGAUAGAAGCACAUUCUGAUACUAGUGAACACUAAAAAGCAUGCUUACAGAGAAACCCACCACCUGCAGCUCCAUACUGCUUCUAAAAACAAGUGUUUUACACCACUUUUUAUACAACUCUGCUUUCUCUUUCUACUACUACUACUACCGUACAGUUUGUAGUAUUUAUUUAGGUUCAGUCAGCUCUCAAUGAGACCCCUCUUUGGCAUAUCGUGAUUCUAGUGACCUUUUUUUCUUCAUGUUUUAGCUGCUUCUACCUGGCUUUGCAUUAAUGAGUCCAUUUUGAGAGAAUGUUAAAAAUAACAGUUAUAGUUUUUAGCCUGAGAAUAACUUUGAGGUGUGUAGGAUGUGAUAUGUAUUGCAUAUCAGUGUUGAAGUGUGUGUGUGGGAGGGGAGGGUUGGGAUGGGAAGGAACAGGUAAGGGAGGGUGGGUCGCUUGCUGAUGUAUGUGGAUAACAUAUAGAUCUAAGUGUUACUUCCUCAUUUGUGCCAAUGUUAUCCACAGACCCUGAGCUGUGAACUGAAAACUACUCAAUGUGACAAAAAAAAAAAAACAAACAUGUUUGCUCACUUUACUCAAGUGCCAGCCUUCUCCAUAUCCAUCAGUUAGUCAUGUCAGUAUCCAAUUUUUAUACCCAAUCUAUUGUCUGAUCAGACAGGUGGACUUGUAUUUGAAGACGGGCUUUUGUAUCCCAAAGUGUUAUCACGUUGACAGCACUUACCAGGCUAAAUUCUCAGACAUUCAUUUUCAGACAUUCAUGUCCCCAGAUAAAGAUGACAAAAUGUAUUUCUAGAAAAUAGUUUGAUAUUCUGGGAAAGGCUCACUUCCUGGCGGUUGUAUGAGUACACUUCAACCAUAUUUGCAUGUACACUUGCCAUGUUAUGUUGCGUUACUUAGCUAAGCUAGCUGGCAGCUAGCGGUAGCGCUCUGAGGUAUUUUGCUUAUAGGCCUGUCAUGAUUGCUACGUUUGGUUAAACAACUUAUUGCCCCAGAAAUAAAUGUAAUAAAAAUGUUUUGGUCUUUUCAGAACCAUUUUUGCAAGUGAUAUAAUAUUUAAACACUGGAAUUGGAAUUUAAAAAAAUAUGACAAUCCUAAAUAAAAUUUUUAAAAAGAAGCAUACAUUAAAUAUAACCACUCAACCAAAACAAAAUACAUUUGUGAAAAGCUGUGAAAACCUUUGUAACUGUCAGAAAAACCUGGUUGGUUAUUUUGGCAUCAUGUUGGUAACAUUCUCAUGUAUUCUAUUUUGAGAUCAUGUACAUGCAUAGAUAAGUUAAUAAGAUUUGUAUGUUAAGUCAAUAAUGUAAUCAUUGUGACAGGUCUAUGUAUCAGACAGACACAUGUGGUAUCUUUUCCAACCCUUGUGCAGAAAGCGAAUAAGCGCGUUUCCCAAAAUGCCAGACUCUUCCCUUAAACUCUCCCUGUUCUUUCAUUCAGCAACGAGCUGUGUGAAAUCUGAAAAAGAAAAAAAAAAAAACACCAUAGCCCUUAACAGGUGAAUAGAGGGUUGUGUGUAUUACUGACGGUGACAGGCAUCCAUUUCCUCACUGUGUGUAAUUCAGCAGUAUUAGCAGCUGGAACCUGGACUAGUAACACUUCUACGUGCCUGUGCAGUUCACUCAUCUAUGUAGUGCCGUAGACUCAUUAAUCAAAAAGGUGCUUGACUACAUUUACUUUCACAUUAUUGUUGUAUUUUCCUGAAGUCUCCUCCAGUUUAUUCUCUUAACUACACAACUGAUGUGGAGCUGUCAAAUCAGCUGAUUUCCCGUAACGGAAAUGUCACCGUGACGCAUUUACAGUGUUGUCUGUGGUACCACACUCGCAGAAACCGAAUCUUUGGAUAGUUGGGAGUGGUUUGUUUUUGGCAGUUUUUGCCAUUCUCACAUACUGUGCCAACGUCUUAACUUCAGAGAGCAGAUGUGAAAAUGUCUGGUGCACAAGUUUAGGCAGUAUUUGAGGACUGUAUUUGCACGACUGUCCAACUUUAGUAUAUGUGAAUAUGACGAGUUUUAAGAUCAUUCAACAGAGGAGGAUUAAACAAAACAACAAAAAAAUCAAUGACACCCCACCACUUGAAUUGGUCACGUGAUCACCACCACAGCACCAUCACAGAAUAAAUGCACUGCCCUGUGACUCUACAACCUACUGUUCUGACAAUUUGUUUUGAUUUUAUUUAUUGUUUUAUGUUUUAAGCCAGUAAUGACCAGGGACUUGGUGCCAUGAUAAUUCUCUUACAGUGCUAUUGUGUGAAAUUAUAAUCACUUGUUAUUGAAUAAUUUUUAUAGUCUUUUUCACACCAGACCUUUUUUUUGUAUUUGUACAGUGGCUUGGUGAUACUGAUAUGUUGCCAUGAGUUAUUGUAACCAAUAAAAAGCUUCUAACCAAGAA
Molecule: messenger RNA, 6009 nt
Organism: Acanthopagrus latus (yellowfin seabream)
Lineage: Eukaryota; Metazoa; Chordata; Actinopteri; Spariformes; Sparidae
Product: guanine nucleotide-binding protein subunit beta-4
Exons: 11
Coding region: 432-1454 (340 amino acids)
Biological process (GO): G protein-coupled receptor signaling pathway
Cellular component (GO): cytoplasm; heterotrimeric G-protein complex
Molecular function (GO): signaling receptor complex adaptor activity; protein binding
Source: RefSeq, a predicted model, not a curated record